GCAAAAACAAAGCACAAAAAUGCAUAGUUCAAUGCGGCUUUCACUUUCCCUUGCGCUGUUUCUUGUUCUGUUCAACUUUUCCCUUUCAUAUGCAGCCUCGGAUCCUACUUAUCAAUCGCUUCUCCAAUGCUUAAGUCAAUCGAUCCCAUCCCAAAAUGCUUCUGCCAUUCUCUUCUCCAGCAACAACCCUUCCUAUGCCUCCGUAUUGCAAGCGUACAUCCGUAAUGCUCGUUUCAAUACCUCCGAAACGCCUAAGCCGGCUAUCAUCAUCACUCCGACGGAGGAAUCCCAUGUCUCCGCCGCCGUGACCUGUUCCCAGAAGGUUGGUUUCCAACUCAAAGUCCGUAGCGGAGGCCACGAUUACGAAGGGCUAUCAUACGUUUUCGGUAAACCCUUUUUCAUCCUCGACAUGUUUAACCUACGUUCGAUAUCGAUCGAUAUAUCGAACGAGUCCGCCUGGGUUCAAUCCGGUGCAACACUCGGUGAACUUUACUAUAACAUUUGGGAAAGCAGCAAUGUCCAUGGAUUCCCUGCUGGGGUAUGUCCCACCGUCGGCGUAGGUGGACACCUUAGCGGGGCUGGUUAUGGUACCUUGAUGAGGAAAUACGGUGUAUCAUCGGACCAUAUCAUGGAUGCCAGAAUAGUCGACGUAAACGGAAAAAUUCUAGACCGGAAUGGCAUGGGGGAGGAUCUCUUUUGGGCUAUAAGAGGUGGUGGAGCAGCCAGUUUCGGUGUUGUUUUAGCCUACAAGGUUAAGCUCGUUCGUGUACCGGAAACAGUGACUGUUUUCAGAGUCGAUAGACUAUUAGCAGAUGACGCCAAUGCCACUGAUGUAGCUUACAACUGGCAAUCCGUUGCUGCAACAACAGACAAUAAUCUGUUCAUGAGGAUGCUUCUGCAACCCGCGACGAGAAACAGGCGAAGGACGGUGAGAGUAUCAAUCCGGGGACUGUAUUUGGGCGAUGCCAAUGGUGUUGCAACCUUAUUGAACAACGAUUUCCCUGAGUUGGGUUUAACCAGAGAGAAUUGUACUGAAAUGAGAUGGAUAGACUCAGUUCUUUGGUGGACAAACAUCGAUGUGGGAACACCAGCUGCGGUGUUGCUUGACCGAAACAUCAAUGACGCUGAUUUCUUGAAGAGGAAAUCCGAUUAUGUGCAGACACCAAUUCCCAGAGAUGGGUUGGAAUCACUGUGGCAAAAGAUGACACAACUUGGAAACGUGGGGUUGGCUUGCAAUGCAUAUGGAGGGAGAAUGGACGAACUCAGUGCUACCGAGACACCGUUCUCACACCGAGCCGGAAACUUAUAUAAGAUACAAUACUCGGUGAACUGGGACGAAGCCGGAAACGAAGCUGACAUGAAUUACACAAGUCAAGCGAGAGAGCUACACGAGUUCAUGACUCAGUUCGUGUCGAAGAAUCCGAGGAGGGCAUAUUUUAAUUACAGGGACAUCGACAUCGGCACCACUGAGAACUGGAGUUACGAACAAGGGAAAGUGUAUGGGGAGAGUUAUUUUACUGGAAAUUAUGAGAGGCUGGUCGAUGUGAAGACUGCCGUGGAUCCUAAGAAUUUCUUUAGGAAUGAACAGAGCAUUCCUCCCCGGACAUGAAGACAAUGAUUAUUAGAUUGUUGUAAUUGUAAUACGCAGAUGAUAAUUUCGUUUAU
Hibiscus syriacus is the source of this 1665-nucleotide messenger RNA. RefSeq names its product berberine bridge enzyme-like 21. The transcript has a single exon. Gene Ontology annotation, molecular function: FAD binding; oxidoreductase activity. The record is from RefSeq and is a predicted model, not a curated record. The coding region runs from base 20 to 1609 and encodes 529 amino acids. Lineage: Eukaryota; Viridiplantae; Streptophyta; Magnoliopsida; Malvales; Malvaceae.